AAGCGCACUGAUAAGACCGAAUUGCCCUCCUGUAGCUUUUUUUAUUCCCCCUUUGUAAAACAAAUGGCUCGGAAGGAGCCAAAUGUGAAUAAGUAAAAAGAAAGCCAAUCCCCAUUGGGUCAAGACUCCCUUCCUUCCAACUACAGAGAACGAUUCUGAUCCCUGAUACAUUUCUACUGCUGAAAACAUCAUGGGCUUCUGUCAAAUGUUGUGUGUAAAGAACAAAGAGAAAAAUAUUCAGAAGGUGGAGGGAAGAAGGAAGAUCAGGGGGAGAGUGGUUCUGAUGAAGAAGGGCGUGUUGGAUUUCCAUGACCCCAAAGCCUCCGUACUGGAUCGGGUUCAUGAGUUGCUAGGCAAGGGCGUGUCCAUCCAGCUCAUCAGUGCUGCUAAACCUGACCCAGAAAAUGGCUUCAGAGGAAAGCUGGGAAAGGUUGCACACUUGGAGAAUUGGAAUUCAACCAGAUCCUCAGUGACGGCGACAGCAGACACGGAAUUCUCAAUUACAGCAAACUGGGACGAGGGCAUGGGAGUUCCUGGCGCCUUCAUAAUUCGAAACCAUCAUCACAGCCAAUUUUACCUCAAAACUGUCACCUUAGAGGGCUUUCCAGGGCACGGUCCGGUACAUUUCGUCUGCAAUUCCUGGGUUUACCCGGCACAUCGAUACAAAUAUAAUCGCGUGUUCUUCUCCAAUGAAACCUAUCUUCCAUGCCAAACACCUGAGCCACUGCGCAAGUUGAGGGAGGAGGAAUUGGCAAACCUACGUGGAAAUGGUACGGGGAAACUUAAGGAGUGGGACAGAGUAUACGACUAUGCCUACUAUAACGAUUUAGGAUUCCCAGACAAGGGCCCAGAGUACGCACGUCCAGUUCUUGGAGGGUCAAAGGAGUAUCCAUAUCCCCGUAGAGGACGAACUGGUCGGAAACCCACUAAGAAAGAUCCCAAAAGUGAGAAAAGAUUGCCUCUUCUUAGCCUAGACAUUUAUGUUCCAAGGGAUGAACGGUUUGGGCACUUGAAGUUUUCGGAUUUCCUGGCCUAUGCUGUAAAAUCUCUUCUUCAAGUACUGGUUCCUGAGAUCAGGUCUAUAGGUGACAAGACUUUCAAUGAAUUUGACACCUUCCAAGAUGUUCUUAAACUCUACGAUGGGGGUGUCGAACUGCCAAAGGGACCUAAGCAAAGUAAAAUUAGGGAACGCAUACCUUGGGAGAUAAUGAGAGAACUUCUUCGGAAUGAUGGCGAACGAUUCCUCAAAUUUCCAGUUCCUGAUGUGAUCAAAGAUAAUAAGACUGCCUGGAGGACAGAUGAGGAAUUUGCUAGAGAAAUGCUGGCAGGAGUUAACCCCGUCAUCAUCAGUCGCCUCCGAGAAUUUCCCCCCGUUAGCAAGCUGAACCAAGACCUCUUUGGAAAUCAGAAUAGUUCCAUCAGAGCUGAACACAUAGAGUAUAAUUUAGAAGGGCUUACGAUACAAGAGGCACUUGACAAGAACAAGUUGUAUAUUUUAGAUCAUCAUGAUGCAUUGAUGCCAUACCUGACUCGAAUAAACUCUACAGACACAAAGACCUAUGCCACUAGAACACUCUUGUUUCUGAAACAAGAUGGUACAUUGAAGCCCUUGGCCAUUGAACUAAGCUUGCCCCACCCACAAGGGGAUCGUCAUGGUGUUGUCAGCAAAGUAUUAACUCCUGCACAAGAGGGCGUUGCGGCUUCAGUGUGGCAGCUGGCUAAAGCUUACGCUGCUGUGAAUGAUUCUGGAUACCAUCAACUUGUUAGCCACUGGUUAUUCACUCAUGCAGUAAUUGAGCCAUUCAUAAUAGCUACAAAUAGGCAAUUGAGCGUGCUUCACCCAAUAUACAAGCUCCUGCAGCCCCACUUUAGGGACACAAUGAACAUAAACGCCUUAGCUCGGCAAAUCCUCAUCAAUGCUGGAGGGGUGCUUGAGAGAACAGUUUUCCCAGGAAAAUUUGCCUUGGAAAUGUCGUCUGUUGUCUAUAAAAACUGGGUCUUCCCUGAGCAGGCACUGCCAGCUGAUCUACUCAAGAGAGGAGUGGCAAUUCCAGAUUCCAGCUGCCCUCAUGGUCUUAGACUUUUGAUAGAGGAUUACCCAUAUGCCGUUGACGGGCUAGAAAUCUGGGCUGCAAUUGAAACUUGGGUGAGCGAAUAUUGCCUCUUCUACUACCCAUCUCAUGAAAUGGUUGAGAAUGACCAAGAACUCCAAUCAUGGUGGAAAGAAGUCCGUAAUGAGGGUCAUGGCGAUCUUAAAGACGAGCCAUGGUGGCCACAAAUGAGGACAAGACGUGAGCUCAUUCAAUCAUGCACCAUUAUUAUCUGGGUAGCUUCUGCCCUUCAUGCAGCCGUCAAUUUUGGGCAGUACCCUUAUGCAGGAUACCUCCCUAAUCGCCCAACCGUGAGUCGAAGAUUCAUGCCUGAACCGGGCACUCCAGAGUAUGCAGAGCUUGAGUCGAAUCCUGACUUGGCAUUCCUGAAAACAAUCACAGCUCAAUUCCAAACACUCCUCGGUGUAUCAUUGAUAGAAAUCUUGUCCAGGCAUUCAACUGAUGAGGUGUAUCUCGGACAGAGAGAUGCUCCUGGGUGGACUUCGGAUGUCGAACCAGUGGCAGCAUUUGAAAGGUUCGGGAAGAGGCUGGUUGAAAUUGAGAACAGAAUCAUUGAAAUGAACAAAGACAAAAGGUGGAAAAACAGAGUUGGACCAGUGAAAGUGCCGUACACAUUGCUUUAUCCCAAUACCUCGGAUCACUCAGGGGAGGGGGGACUUACAGGGAAGGGAAUUCCCAACAGUAUCUCAAUCUGAAAUCACAGUAACGUGAUUUUGCAAACAAAUCUUUCUUCCAGCUAUUGGUAGAUUUUUGAGUGUAAGAAAUUGAAAUAUUGUCAGCGUGUAGAGACAUAAGCGGUGGGAAUUAUGUAGGGGUGUUAUUGGAAAUGUUUGUGAUAUUAUAUAGAAGCUUUUUUUUUUUUUA
This is a messenger RNA of Prosopis cineraria, 2975 nucleotides long. RefSeq names its product probable linoleate 9S-lipoxygenase 5. Gene Ontology annotation, biological process: lipid oxidation. Gene Ontology annotation, molecular function: metal ion binding; oxidoreductase activity, acting on single donors with incorporation of molecular oxygen, incorporation of two atoms of oxygen; protein binding. The record is from RefSeq and is a predicted model, not a curated record. Lineage: Eukaryota; Viridiplantae; Streptophyta; Magnoliopsida; Fabales; Fabaceae. The transcript has 10 exons. The coding region runs from base 191 to 2806 and encodes 871 amino acids.